UAACUCGUAGCUUGUAGGUCGCUUCUGCUGAAGCCCUGGUGUCUGUGAGUGGCUGCUGGGCUCCCUGCCAGGCUCCCUUUCCUAUCUGCACUGGCUGAUGGAUCCUAAGGGGCACUUCUCUUUAAACUUUGUGCUGUUUCUUUCCCUGACUGUUGAGCUGAGCUGCGGAACAGGUGGGGGUAUGCUGGACUGCCCAAAGAUUCUUUUGAUGUUGGGAAGAAAUGUGAUACUGCCCCUCACAUAUCAAGGAAUAAAUAAGAGCAUGAACAACAGCAUCCGCAUCCUUGUCACAAUGGCAAACUCACCAGGAAACAGUCUCAAGAAGAAAAUAGUGUCUCUUGACCCAUCAUCGGAAGGGGGCUCUCCACGCUAUGUAGAGAACCGCUAUAAGUUUCACCUGGAAAACCUGAGCCUGGAGAUCCUGGAAAGCAGGAAGGAAGAUGAGGGCUGGUACUCUAUGACCUUGGAGCAAAAUGUUUCAGUCCAGAAUUUUUGCCUGCAGCUGAAGCUUUAUGAGCAGGUCUCCACUCCGGAAAUUAAGGUGUUAAACAGAACCCAGGAGAACGGGAGCUGCAGCUUGGUGCUGGCCUGUAUGGUGGAGAAGGGGGACCAUGUGGACUACAGCUGGAGCCCCGGGUCAGGCACCCACUCACUGAGCCCAGCCAAUGGCUCCCAUCUCCUGCACCUCACCCUCGGCCCUCAGCAUGCCAACGAUUUCUACAUCUGCACCGUGAGCAACCCCAUCAGCAACCGCUCCCACACCUUCAGCCCAUGGUCCAGAUGCAGGCCAGAUCCCCCAGAAGCGACACAUCGGCUACUGUAUGUUGGGCUGGUCGUAGGGAUCAUCAUUGGUUUCAUCGUGAUUCUCCCAGUGAUAACAUGGCUGUUGAGAAGAAGAGGUGAAACAGACCAAUACCAGUCAACAGUGGAAGCCAAAAGCCUUACAAUCUACGCCCAAGUCCAGAAGCCAGGUCCUCUUCAGAAUAAACCUGAUGCACCGCCAGCUCAGGACCCCUGCACCACAAUUUACGUUGCUGCCACAGAGCCUGUCCCAGCACCUGUCCCAGCACCUGUCCCAGCCCCUGUCCCAACGUCUGUCCAGGAACUAAACUCCAUCACAGUCUAUGCCAGUGUGACUCUUCCAGAGAGCUGACACCACAGCCUCAGCAAAGAGACUUUCUGAAGCAAUAUGGAAGAACCAAAAUAAACGCUGAGCUUGGCCCCAGGCCCCAAGUUCCCUGAGGCACAUCAGGACCCUUCUUCCACAUCCACCUGUGAAAUGGUCAAGGAUGUGAGGCUUCCGCAGCACUUAACCUGCUCUGCAGUGGGCAUAAGCACAGACUAGAGUGCGACUUACCGUAGCUUUCCAUCUCUGUGGUGUAGAUGAAAUGGAUGAUGUGAGUCCACUGAAUCCAGAUUCUGGGCAUCCUGCUGUUUGCUGGGAUUGGAAAAUAAAGGCCAAAGAUAGAACACCUGGUAUCUAGCCCAGACAACUGAACACCAGCCACAUGGUCUGAAAGUUUACAUUUUGACUGCCAGUUCUUUGCUCAGGGAGCUGAUCCUGACCAUCAUACAGAACCGAUCAAAGCUCUGUGCCUCCAUUUCUCUCUAUGGAAGGACAAUGAAGGGCGAAUUCCUUAUUAUAUAUAAAGUACUCUGAGAUUGUUGUAUAAAAGAAGCUAAGAGAGUCAGUAUUUUAUUGCGAAACCUAGAAGCUGAAGAGUCAAUAAACUGACAGAAUGACUUCGUCUCUGAACUUUGAAUAAUGGAAGGAAAACCAUCUGAGAUUUUUGAAGGUAUAAUUCUGUGCAAACAACAUUCAAUUUUAAAGAAAAGUGGCAAAUGUUUAGUGAAGGAUGUUACAAAGGAAUUUGGAAUAGUCAGAUGAAUUUGUCCCAGGGUGAUUUCUCACUUCCCCAAAUGUUUUUUUAAUCCUGGUUGUCUGUUUACUCCCUUGGACAACACAUCUGGAGCAUCAACUAAAACUUUCUUCGAGCUUCUUCUGAACCUAUUUUCAGAUCCCAGGCCUCAUGUGGUAUUGAAAGUUAGGGUCUCUACUAGGCACUUCCUACCUCCUGCAUACCUCUCCACAUGCUAAAUUUAUCGUGGGGUAGAAAAUCAAGGUAUUUUAGCCCAAUGACUUCAAAUGAGUGAGUUCUCAAUAACUUAUUUUGCAGGCUGCAGGCAAAAAGGGUCUCCUAUUUUCUUUCCAUUCUUUGCUUUCAGACAGACCCUUUUCAAUAUAAGCUCCUUGUUUUCUUGUAGGUUCUUGUAUAACCUUAGUGAACACUUUAAGAAAUAACAACUAGUUUACAAUCUCAUAACAAGGGUCACUAAUGUCCCAGCUCAUAACUCUGAGGUUCUUUCCACCUUUACCCUGUUCGGUCAAUUCACAUUUUAGUUUCUGUUGCUGGGGUGCAUCCCCUUUCCUGGUACUAAUGUCUGCAAUAGGGUUCUUGGUUGCAAUCAAGAGAAACUGACUCUAGAGUUUUUUUUCUUACAUAGGAAAGGAAUCGAUUGAAAAUAUAUUGUUUCCUUCAAAGAAUUUGUUAGGAGGUGCUGCAAAACCAUGCUUUGAAAACGAUCAGGGAGAAAGGGAAACUAGGGACUUCGAUGCUGGACCCCACAGUUGCACUGCCCCUCCCUUAGCACUAGACAUUGGGCACCACUACCUCACUGCCUUUGCUGGAUUUGGAAACUGGAUAUUACUGUUGCUGCUGUAUUCUCUGUGACCAAAAUGAGUCCUCCAGGAUCCCUCCUUCAUCUCAUCAUUUCUAGCUUCUAAUGCUGUCUGGGAUUGAUUGGCCAGUGCUAGGUUGCAUGUCCAUAUUCUACCUCCAAGGAGGCUUGGAAUUGAAUAUCUGGCAUCUUCUGCUUUAUAGUGGUUGGUGGGCUCGGCCUCUAAUGAUUUAGGGAAUUUCCCCAACAUAGGAAGUGGGUUCAGAUGCUGGGCAGCCAAUAGAUCUGUAAAUGUCCACUGCACCAUCCUGGUAUAACCUAGGCUCAUUAGCUGUCUGUUCUCAAAAAAAAAAAACAACAUAGAGCUGCUAACAGGGAUUUGAGAAUGCUGGGGCUGUGAGCACUCACCCCCUUCACUACAACUCAGAUUGGCUCUAGCAACUCAGUUCCCAACACUUGGGAUUUUCCUGUGGCUGAAUUCUGUCUGAUGGAGGGGCAGAAACAAAGAGGGAAAGAAGAGGCUCUCCCCUCAAAAUUCCUUAACCCCUGGACUCAAGACCUCACAGGGGAGGGAGGCUGUGUCCUAAGGGAGCCUUUUGGGCCAUCCAUUCUUCUCUGGAGAGAGGAUGCCUUCCAAAUGCCCAUUUGACAUUAUGUCUCUCACUAUCAGGCCUGGGGUUACAGUGGAAAAACAGAGACCUCUUCAGAUUCUACUCUUUCUGCUCUUUAAUUUUCCCCAGAUGGAAGUGAGGAUGAACUGGAGCUUUCCUUUUCCUCAGGCUUAAAAAGAAAACUGAUACUUUAGAGUCUGGUUUCCCCAGGCUUCUUCUCUAAUGUUGUUUUCUUCUGACUGAGCCUCUGUAUUCUGGAGAACUCAGGAGGAACAGAUCCUUUCUCAGUUUUAAGGGGCUGAUGUUCUGAGAUAUAACUGGGUGUGGUCUCAGGCCUUCUUAGGACAUUUACUGCAGUCCCACAACUGGGACAUGACUGUUAAAGGUGUGUAUGCUGUCCGAGAAACCACUGAUUGCAAUAAGGCAAUUCUUCUCCUGAAGUUUAUGUUUCUACCCUCCUGAAAAUGAAUAAAAUACAGCCAAUCUAUCAAAUUGCACUUUUGCUUUGUGUUUCUUAGAGGAUUCAUUACAUGGCAUGGCAUGAAACGUUGACUAGUUUCAUAGCCUUGUGUCUCUGCAGCUGUAGUUAUAAAAUGCAGAAGAUGGGCUGAUUUGAGUUGAUGAGCUGUGAGGUUUUCCCUUUCCUGGGGAGUGUGCAAGGGUUAGCUCUCUCUGUACCCUUUUCAUCAAUGAUCAGGAGCUAUCCUCCACACAGAGAAGAGAACUGUUUUUAAAGGAGAGCUCAAUUUUUGUCACUGACAGAACAAUCCCCUUCCCUGAAUCUCUCCAGAUUCUCCUGUGAAGAAGACCUAGAGCAGCAUUUCUCAACAGCAGCCCUGUUGACAUUUGGGUUGGCUAAUUCUUUGUUGUGAGAGGAUCCUGUGCAUUGUAGGAUGCUUAGCAGUGUCCCAGCCUCUAACUACUAGAUGACAACACAGCAUCUCCCACACACACUUGUGACAAUCAAAAAUAUCUCCAGACAUUGUCAAAUGUCCCCUAGAAAAAUCACCCCUGGUUGAGAACCAUGGCUGGAGAGAAAUGAUGCCCCACUCAUCAGCUUU
Molecule: messenger RNA, 4351 nt
Organism: Choloepus didactylus (southern two-toed sloth)
Lineage: Eukaryota; Metazoa; Chordata; Mammalia; Pilosa; Megalonychidae
Gene: SLAMF1
Product: signaling lymphocytic activation molecule family member 1
Exons: 7
Coding region: 98-1153 (351 amino acids)
Biological process (GO): lymphocyte activation
Cellular component (GO): membrane; cell surface
Molecular function (GO): signaling receptor activity
Source: RefSeq, a predicted model, not a curated record